This is a messenger RNA of Diorhabda carinulata, 1376 nucleotides long. RefSeq lists its product as uncharacterized. The transcript is spliced from 5 exons. The coding region runs from base 115 to 1251 and encodes 378 amino acids. The record is from RefSeq and is a predicted model, not a curated record. NCBI's taxonomy places the organism in Eukaryota, Metazoa, Arthropoda, Insecta, Coleoptera, Chrysomelidae.
AACACGUUUUUUCGUCGACAAAAAUAUUGAAAUACUUUCAGUUUGUAUCAAUUGAAGUAACUAGUGGAACUUUCGUAAAAGUUUUUGAUUAUUUCAUUAGAUUUCGAUAAAAAUAUGUCGUUUCCAAGAGCAAAAAGAUUCAAUUACAAAUACUCUGAUUUUAAUGCCUCUCCAGCAGACUACUAUAUAACCUCCCAAUUCGGAAACGGAUUAACGAUUCCGAAAUGCACGAGAUUUUUUAAGGGAAAUGAUCAGUCUUCUUCAACAUCUACAAGAUGUGAGGGUUGUACUUGUAGUAGAUGUCCAUCAAAUUCCACAAGAUAUGUCGAUAUAACUUCAUUUUCUUCAAGAAAUAGUUUGCGAGUAAUGCCGGAAGCUUCUUCGACUCCAGACAAAUCAAAAUCCAGGAAUUCGUAUAAAAUGAAAAACCAAGGGAAUAUUUUUGAUAGAAAUAACGUUAAAGCUCGUUCGUUUCGAUGUAAAGGGCCUAAUAAACAAUAUUUAGAAACGAAAAACGAAGAAAACCCCGAUUGGGCGAGUAACGAUUUAUUUGACGACGACUACCACAGUUACACAAGCUCUGAAGAAUUGGACAGUAUGAAAAGAUAUCAGCGACAAAAUGAUAACUUCGAGACGAACGUAUUGAAACAAAUGGAACGUAUAAACUUGAACAUACAAAAAUUCCAAAUCGAUUUGAAAGAAUUAAAAGACGAUUUAAAAUCGAAACUAAACGAAUCGCGAACAAUCCGAAUUUCGGAAGGCGUUAAAUACGUAGUAUACAAUGCGAUCGAAAAAAUGCGUAACGAAUUCGAAUCUACGCAAAAUUUGAUUUCAUCCCAAGCUCUUAAACGUAUCGAUUGUAUGGGUAAGGAGAUUCGCGACGCUACUAAUUUAUCCAAAUAUAAAAUCGAUGAAUUUUGCGGUAAAAUUGCCGCCGAUAUGAUCGAACGUAUUUUCGAAUUUUCGGAAAAAGACGACACUUUGGAAUAUGAAGUUUCUAACGUAUGCGACGAACAAUUACAACGAAUCGAUAGUAUUCUAAGUCCCGAUUUUAUGGGAUACGAAAACGUUUGUAAAGUUUUAUCGGAUCAUCUUCAAAUUAGUCAGAAAGAAUUGAAUGAUUUGAACGAAGAAAAUUCUAGUAUGAUGAAAAAAUUCGGUAGCGCCAAACAAGCUAUAGACGCCCAAUCGACAAUUAUAAUGAAACUACAUAAAGAUCUAGCGGAGCUCAAAAAUAGUUACAAAAAAUGAAAUGUCGUAUGUAUUUAGAGGAGAAAUAAAUUUUUUUUACCCAAAUUUGUAUUUUGGACUAUUGAUAUUUCAAAAAUUGAAAAUAUAGAAAUAAAAAGUCGUUAAACCACUUACUUACUACGUAA